AUGUUUCCAAUAUUAUUGAGUCUCUUCACACUCUCUUGGUGCAGCAUUGAGGAAACCAAAGAAAUCAUGCAGGAUUGGGAUAAAUAUAUGCGAGGCUUUCUACCUGAUGAUAUGAUCUCGUUCUAAAUUGAAAAGGGAGGCGAGGAGAUAUUCAUUGAGUCAAUCAAGAAGACUCCCACCAACAUCAGAGGCACCUUCUUUAUUCCAAUCUACACUAUGGACACUAUUGAUUUUAAGGUGGUCGAUCCUUCUGGUUCUAUGAUUUAUGCGAAAAUGAUGAAAAAGGAAGCAGUGUUCAAUUUCAAUGCCACUGAGAAAGGGGAUUAUCAAUUGAUCUUUCAAAAUAAGAGAGCAAAGGAGGCUAAGGUUGUUCAAUUUGCCAUUGACGUGGCCAAAUCCGAAAAAGGUACACACUCCAUUAAUGUCGUUUUUUUUAGAGGAAAUCGAAUAGAAUGAUAUAGAUCCCAUUGAAGAGGGCGUACAGGGGGUUCUACAGAAGAUAAGAGACGUUUUCUAUAGUACCAAACUGAAUGAAUUGAAAUCCAAAGGAGCUUUGGCAGAUGUAUAAAAGAUUAAUAAGCAAUUGAUGGUUUUGACAUUUAUUGAGACUGUUGCUAUUUGCGGAGUGACCGCAUGGUAAGUAUAUUACAUAAAGAAAUUACUCAAUGACAGAAGAUUAGUGUGA
Messenger RNA from Paramecium octaurelia, 685 nucleotides. The record is from the annotation of a GenBank genome assembly. NCBI's taxonomy places the organism in Eukaryota, Ciliophora, Oligohymenophorea, Peniculida, Parameciidae.